Molecule: messenger RNA, 297 nt
Organism: Macrosiphum euphorbiae (potato aphid)
Lineage: Eukaryota; Metazoa; Arthropoda; Insecta; Hemiptera; Aphididae
Source: the annotation of a GenBank genome assembly
AUGUUCCAACGACAUAACAUUUUGUUGGAGGUUAUUCCAUUUCGACCAUCUUAUCACUCUGGUGAUGAAAUUUAUGAUUUUGUUAUUGAAAUUUUGGAGAAAUGGGAUAUUAACAUAAAUAAUAUUCAGGUCUUUGUCCACGACAAUGCUGCAAACAUGGGGAAACCUUUUCAUCAUCGAAGUUUUAAAUCUGUUUCAUGUACUUCUCACACAUUGCAAUUGGCAAUUAAUGAUGUACUUAUAAUGGAAAAACAACAUGAAGAACUGUGUAAGAAAGUUAGAUCAGUGGUUAGUUAA